AUGGACGAGCGCGCACCUUUCACACUGAGUAUCUUACCGGUGGAAAUUGUGGAAGAGAUCUUGUCGUAUCUGGACUUGGCAACUAUCAAAGCAUUACGUUUGAGUAGCCGUGCCAUACACAAGGAUUGCACAGGCUUUCGUUUCAAGCAUUUUCUACGCCAGAAGUCAUUCCCGCUCACACGAUCUGGCCUGCAGUAUAUCCAAGAUAUAGUUACACACCCUAUUUUGGGCGAUGCUGUGAAGAAGUUAAAGAUUUGGGCCAUCGUAUAUGAUCAAACCCCACAUGUCAAAGUCAUCGAAUCCUGGAAGAAACAGCAGAAACAGCAGAAAGAGCAUGAUGAUAAUGACGAUCCUAAUCUCAAGCUCACUGAAAAAGACUCGGAGCUUUCUCAAGCCGAAGCAUAUCUCAAAUGGCUUCAAGCCCAACAAGAGCUUCAAGACGAAAUUUCAUAUGACGAAACUGUCAAAGAGUUUAGCUUUUGUUUAGGUCAAAUUCGAAGGCUUGAUGAAAUUGAACUCGACGCUGUGAUCUGUCAAGGACCGAGCAAUACAAUGCCGACCGACGUUGGGAAAACUAACUGGUAUCCCGUGUGGAUGCGGGCGUCUCGCAAUUAUUGCAUUGCUAUGGAAGCUAUGACACUGAGCGAAAUUCAGUUAAAGAGUCUGAAUGUCUACCAACGGACUCCCAGGUGCAGUGUUCCCUUAUACGACAUUGAGACCCACCUCGAGAUGCUUCCUUCAGAUGCAUUACAUAACGUAGGCAAACAUCUCCAGCGGCUUUCUCUAAGCAUCUCGAACAAAGUUACCACAGGUGCAAUGGAUCGACCACCCCGAACGCCAAUUCAAUGCCAUGAGGUAGCCUGGUAUGGGAAAAGAAGUCCACACAUGCAAUAUGUUUCUUCACUUGGUGGGGAUCACUCCGAAGACGAUGAUAACUUGGACGGGCUUGCAAAGUUUCUGAGAUUGACGCCAAACCUGAAAUCUCUUGAAGUUCAUUUUUACAACACAAGUCUCCCUGGGAGGCUUGCUGGCUCUCAUCGGAUUAUUAAAAAUAUCAAUCGCAAAACCCUGGUACAUCAGCUUCGUGAAUGUAGCCUUCAAGGUAUCGGAGUUAGCCAAGACUCUUUGAUUCAAUUCCUCUCAGAUCACCCACUCAUUACUGAUCUCACCCUGUGUCAAAUCACUCUUCUUCAAGGGGGCUCAUGGUGUCCCGUUUUCACAGCUCUCGAAGAAAGAACGCCCCGUCUCGAGCGUCUUCAUCUUGCGACACUGAAAUGGGCCGGCGGUCACUCCGUCAAUUUGCAUCCCGUAUGGGAUGAUCUUCCCAAGGAGCUGGAAGAAAGCAGAUGCUCUUUUAUCUCCUAUGUCCAUACAAAGACUUUUGGUGCAAAAGACAUAUCCAAGGGACUUAAGUUUCGAGAGAUGCCAUCGGAACCUCAAUUUCAAUCAACCUUGGAAGCUCAACAAUGGCGAAAAUCCGUGGUAAUGCGUUAUGGGUUGCCUUGGGAGGAAAGGCCGAAGUAUGUUACUGGCAAUUUUGGAAGGAGAUAUUGA
Messenger RNA from Penicillium waksmanii, 1554 nucleotides. RefSeq names its product F-box protein. The transcript has a single exon. The record is from RefSeq and is a predicted model, not a curated record. Lineage: Eukaryota; Fungi; Ascomycota; Eurotiomycetes; Eurotiales; Aspergillaceae. Gene Ontology annotation, molecular function: protein binding. The coding region runs from base 1 to 1554 and encodes 517 amino acids.